AAGGAGGAGCAGGAGGGACCUGCUAAUGUCGUGAGCUACGUGCAGAGUUUACACCCACCACCAAAAAUCUCAAUCGGCUACCCCAUGCAGACGCUUGUCAGGAGCUGAUACACCUCAAUACUACAGUUUCACGCCAUUUGAUUAGCGAACGCAGUAAAUUUAAGCUAGUUUCAGUUGUAUUAGCAUCCAUGUACUUACAGUCUGCGAAGCUUGUGUUUAUAUGAUCGACAGAUUUGUUAAAUAACGCGCGAGGGUUUAUGCACACCGUUCAGGACGUGAUUGAUUUAUUUGCCAUCAGUUGUGAGUAAAAAACGUAUCAUAUUGCAGAGGCGCUGAAUCGGAGUUGUUUUAAUCAAUUUUGGGUUUCGGAUCGAGCAGGAGGAGUGGCGGAGAAAAGGCUGGUUAUCCAUGACCUCAGAUUUACAGCAUUACAGUUUCAGGAUGCCAAAUAUAGGGUUCCAAAACCUUCCCCUCAAUAUCUACAUCGUCGUGUUUGGGACAGCCAUUUUUGUCUUCAUACUCAGUCUUCUCUUUUGCUGCUAUUUGAUUCGGUUACGCCACCAGGCACACAAAGAGCUCUAUGCAUACAAGCAGGUUAUUCAAAAGGAAAAGGUCAAAGAAUUAAACUUACAUGAGAUUUGUGCGGUGUGUUUGGAGGAAUUUAAACAGAAAGAUGAGCUGGGAAUCUGCCCGUGCAAACAUGCCUUUCACAGAAAGUGCCUUAUUAAAUGGCUGGAGGUAAGAAAGGUAUGCCCACUGUGCAACAUGCCCGUCUUGCAGCUGGCACAGCAGCAGAGCAUGUCUGAGCCUGUACCACCCAUGCAGCAGCCUCUGCCAGGGGUGGAAAACCUGGUGUAGCCCCUCCUGUUUCUCCUAAAACUGCGACCACCACUACCUUCACACUCCCACUUGUACAGGUACAUGCUCAUAUCCAAGGACAGAGUGCAGGUUUUGUGCCCGGAUCCAUGGUGACUUGUGACCCCCCUGUGUUCCUGUUCUGCCUUGGUGACUUUACAAAGGAUUCGUUCAAAUUACAAUAAUAGUUUAAUUACGCAAUCUCUUCUAUUUGAUUUUGGCUUUUUUCAUUUUUUUCCUGUGGGAUAAUGAAGACUUGAGGUUACAUGGCCAAGCCAUGUUUAUAGUAUCCGUUCCACACCAAAGCACUUUUUUAAGGGACACCAGUGAGGCAAAAAAGACAAGGAUUAACAUAACAUAACGCAUUAAGAAACACAAAACAGCUACUUUUUAAACUAAAGUUUGUUUUAACAAGCACUUUACGCAAACUAAAACCUAGUUGCGUGUGAUGGUAGCGAGAUUUUUAUUUUGUAUUUUAUGAUUUCAGUCUUUUUUAGUUGAUGUACACAGAGCCACAGAGCAAACCAGUGGUUUUGUUUGAUUCAAGAGGGUUACAUUAAUACUGUAUAUUAAAGGGACAGCAGCUCUCCAUUGUGUAUAUGUUUGUUUGCGUGAGUGUUUGAAUAUUGAUGGUCAGUGGAAAGAAACUUAGUUUCACACAUGAACAAAACAGAUCCCUAAAAACACAGCGGAUCGUAUUAGUAGCGUUUGUAAAUGUUGCCUUUUAACACUGAUCUUGGACAGUGUGUUUCAUUGUGGUUAAGGUAUACAUUUGAGAAAAAAGGGAGUGUCUAUAGGGGUAUAUUGGUAGAUAUGGUUCAUUGUGAACUUGUAGCUCGUGGCCAAAAAACAAAAAAGUGAAUACAGAGCUUGUCUUAGUAAGAACAUUUACAUCACAUCAUAGUCAGGAUGUGACCCGGCAGUAUUUGACCUGUUUUCUUUGUAAGUUUUUAUGUUUGAACUGCUUUUAACUUAGGGCUGUGUUACAUACAAACACACACACACACACACUUCUGGUAGCUUUUGGUCUUAGGCUGUAUUGUCUGCAAUUGUUGUCUACAGACAAUCAUUUUGACUAUAUUUAAUUAGAUAGCAACCAAACAGGUUAAGACAAGAGAACAAAUUAGCAAUGAUUUGUGGACAAAAUCUGAACAAAAUAAACAAGUGGACCGGUACACUUUAUUAGAUAUGCUUAAUAAUUCUCAUACAUAAGGGAUGCUUUAGACCUGAUUCAAUUAACAUGACAAAUUGGGUGUAUUUCAUAAUUGGUGCAUUCAUUUCAUACCAUUUUCAGGCCCUCCACUUAUGUUACUAAAACUAUUCCCUAAAAACUCUGCUUUCAACUAACUGGUCAUAGUCAGAGCAUUAGUCAGUUUCUGGCUUCAAAUUCCUCGUCCACAGAGAUACUUGUUUUAGAUUUGUUUUUUAGUGGUAAAGUACUUUAGAUGUGUUAAUGGAAAUAGUUCCAAAUUAAAUUAUAUAUAUAUAAGAUCAAAGAUGGAGUUGUCACCUAAUUGGAAUUGUGACAUAAUGCCAAGCAAACCUUGCAUGUCUGUGUGUGUUUACAGACACCGGCUCUCAUAUUGUAGCACAGCAUAUCUUUCUGAGUUUUCUGAAAAAUAUACUUGGCAUAAAGCCCCAGAUCGGUCUUCAACAAAUAUUAAUAAAUCAAAAUGAUGCUCAACCAAGGCAAAUCAAACUAGACACGCUACAGAAACAAAGUCCAGUCUGACCUGAAGUCAUUGGGACAGCAGAAUACUUUGAAUUAGGUUUGUAGACUGUCUAGUCUAGUAUCAUUCCAGCAUCUUUCAGCAUAUCAGUAUAUUAGUCCUGCAAUUUUUACUCAUAGACACAAAGAAUCCUCAGCUAUUAAGAUCAGUGACACCACUCAUACAGACAACAAUGCUCUACAGCAGGUUGGAGCUUUCUUUAUACUCUAUAAUAUAAUGGAAGUUCUGGCUCUUUCCCCACUCUCUGCUCUAUUGUACUGCGUUCAUUUAGAGCCAAACCCCCCCCCCCCCCAAAACAUCCAUGGGUCAUGCUGGGUCUCUGUGGCCUCCCUGUUAUGGCAGGCCAAAAGGAAAAAUUUUAGUGUAUUGGAUAUAGAAUGGUGGUCAGGGAUUGAUCAUAAAACAUGAGUGGGUCAUAAAUGAUGACUGGCAAUGAACAGCCCUUUCAUUUUGUUGCAAAGUAGAAUCAUCUGACAUAAGUAAUGUUUUAAAUUGAUCCAAACUAAGUGCUGUCUGGUCAUGGUUUGAAUGGUGUACCAAGCAAACUGCCCACCAAGUUCUACAAUAUAUCUUUUUGUUUUUGAGAGAGGAGGUUCAGAUUGUGAAUUUUAAGUUAAGCUUAUUUAAUGUGACAGUGUUUAUAUAUAUAUAUAUAUAUAUAUAUAUAU
Molecule: messenger RNA, 3253 nt
Organism: Myxocyprinus asiaticus (Chinese sucker)
Lineage: Eukaryota; Metazoa; Chordata; Actinopteri; Cypriniformes; Catostomidae
Product: RING finger protein 24
Exons: 6
Coding region: 409-858 (149 amino acids)
Cellular component (GO): endomembrane system
Molecular function (GO): zinc ion binding; ubiquitin protein ligase activity
Source: RefSeq, a predicted model, not a curated record